UCGUCCAGCGCAAGACCAUACAACAGCCGCCGCAGCCGCUUGUUCACCCCGCUUACAACUACACGCUCGCCAUACGUAGGAUCACGCGCGCACUCCCUCGCACACGCGCGCGCAACACGCCCGGCCGCCGCCGCCGACCGCUCUCUGACGCGCAUGACGAAAUAAAUAAUAAACAAUAAUACCACCUCCGAUCACAAGUCUCGCGCACAGCAUUAUAUUGUACCGUAGAACAGCGUACUGUCGUUGCUAUACGAUCGUGUACUACAAAAAUCUCCCGACGACGCAGGAACCAUCACACACACGCUCCGCCGCGUAUACUCAGUCCGCCGCCGUACCGCUCGAAGACCGACGUAUACCGGUCCACGUCUGUUCUGCACACGCGUUUCACACCGACAGUUAAUCCACACACACUCACAUCAAGAUGAAGUGCUUAAGUAUCAUGAUGGUUAGCUUCCUGUUAGUGGCCAUUGCAAUGGUCAGCUCAAACGAGACCGGACCGAACGAACAAUCAUUGAACCGUUUGGCCAGAGCUGCCAAUGGUGGAAAAGAAACCAACUGUCACUAUGAAAAGACUCAGUGGUCCCCAUGCGAUGAAAAGACCAAUGUGAAGGCGCGCACGUUGACACUGAAAAAAGGCGACGAGACGUGCGAGAAGACCAAGAAGAUUGAAAAGAAGUGCAAAAAAGCAUGCCGGUAUGUGAAGGGAACGUGGAGUCAAUGUAACUCGCAUAACGAAAUGAUCAGGACGGACACACUCAAGGAUCCGUCUACUGAGAACUCAAACUGCGAGAAGACCAGACAGAUCACGAAAAAGUGCAAGAGCAAGGGACGGGGUAAUAAAGGAAACAAGCAAGCACGCAACAGGCAGUAAGCAGCCAAGCCGUCAUGAACACACGCAAACAAGCGCGUAAACAUGUAUAACAAAAAACCAAAAAAAAAAGACAAAAAUAAAAAAAAAAUCCAUCUUGUCUUCUCCUCUUCUUCCUCAUCCGUCAUGUGUGUAAUCGUUCAAAAUAUAACA
Molecule: messenger RNA, 1021 nt
Organism: Diuraphis noxia (Russian wheat aphid)
Lineage: Eukaryota; Metazoa; Arthropoda; Insecta; Hemiptera; Aphididae
Biological process (GO): mesoderm morphogenesis
Cellular component (GO): extracellular region
Molecular function (GO): heparin binding; growth factor activity
Source: RefSeq, a predicted model, not a curated record